AUGAGGAGCGACAUUGGAGUGAAUACCCCUCUGAGUGACGACCAUGAAGACACAGAAAACCAAGUCAAUGAUAUUGUCCCAUUGCGUAAACAUUUCAAAAAUAUUGAAAAACUAAAAAUAAGUAGCGUUUCAACAGGAGUAGAUUCUCAUAGAAGUUCGGCAAAGUCCAGUUCAAGUCAGAUGAACUUGGGAGAUGCUAUUCCGUAUGCAUCGCGCAGUUUAUCCAAGAACUAUAUCGAAAGGGGUGAUGUACUGGAGACCAUUACCAACAAAGAGAGAGGAGAACAGGAAGAUCAAUCCACAGAAACGAACAAAAAAGUUAAUUACAAAAUAAACGUAUUUAGUUUGGGAGAGUACCACUUUGAGAGGGAUAAUCUUGAAGGUCAACUCACCAGUGGUAGGCACCCAAAUCAUGAGACAAGCAUACUGGGCAAUAAUAUCACAGAUGAUUUCCCCUCUAUCAUUGAUUCUGCCUCUAAAUCAAAUAAAGACAAACUCCUUUUUAAUAACGCACAGAACUCAUCUACUUCUCACAUAGAAGAAAAUUAUACUAACACAUGGGAUGACGACAACAUAUUUCCAUGUGAAUACAACUUGAAACAAUUUGGAAUAGAUAUUUAUAGUGAAAUUGAAGCUAGUUUUUGCGGACUCCAUGGAGGGGAAACUUUUAUGGAGGAGGGAGAAAAAUCCAUUCUGUGGAAAGACAAAAGGAAUGACAUUCUGAAUGUAACGAACAAGCAGAGUUUGAUUGAAAAUCGAAGUGAUACUAGACAACAGGACAAUCUGAUUAAAUGGGGUGAUAAAGAAGGGGUAGAAGAGAACAAACUGGGGAGUUGUACACGUGGAAUAAAUAAAGUUGGAAGAAACAGGGGGGCUAAUCUGGACUGGGGAACAAUAUAUGCAGAGAAUGCAUUAGCAGAGAUGACACUCUCCCCGGAUGCUACACCUGUAGAUUUGCUCACCUCAUUUUUCCCUCCACCUGGGAGAUCCCAUGUGAUAAGGAGGGAAGUAGCCACCGGUGCGCGCACUCAUGUAGGAAAGUUCGCACCUCCGCUCAGGGACGAAAUUCUCCAGAAGGCACUCAACGAAAACUACUAUUAUGACUUAAGGACAAACCAAGUGUGGAUUCCCGGGGAGGAUAAAAAAGAAAACAUAUUGGGCGCAUCCGAAGGGGAGGGAUCCUCUUCACGGGAAGAAGCUGCAGACGGGACGACUCUACUUGGGGGAAGUACACCGGUGGUACCUUCCACUGGAAUAAUUAAAGACCAUGGGUUUUCACUUCCAUUUGACAUUCUCCCAAAUGGGGGCGAAGUAGCGAAUGGUUUUCACGGUGAACGGAGAACCUCCAAGUUCGAAGACACAAACAAAAAAAUGAUGGAAGAUGCGUUGUUCACGAAGGGGGCACAAAAAUCCCCCUUUAUUGAUGGCCACGCUCUGCUCCCAUUUUAUGCCCACCAUGGAAAUCCACCUGUUCAGGAAAAGGAAACGCCCCAAAGAGCGGUCUUUACAGACGAGAAGGAAGAUUACAUGCAGUAUUUAUUAGGGGAAUAUUUUAUUUUAGACCAACUGGGGGUACAUCACAGGGAAGAAGAAAUGGCUACCGGCCGAAUUGAUAACGGAGGCAAGCAGUCGGUGUCACCAAAUUGCGUUCAGUUCGAAAGACAUUUAAGAGAGAAUUACGAAGAAGACGAUCCCGCUUUGGACACAUGCGACAACUGGCGAAAGGCCCAAAUGGGGAAUAACACAAUUUUGCCUCGCAUGACCGAUUUGAAGGAAAGGCUACUACACCCUCAAAGAAAUCGUUUUGAACUGCCUGCGUGUGAAACACAUGAGGUGGACUUAACCAAUUCGAUUAACAUUGGGGGGGGGAAAAAAUGGGGUGAAAAAGGGAAGGACGAUGAAGUUGGUCAUUCGUCCCAUUUCCCUUACCCAAUAUCUGGACAAUACGAUGACCACCAACAAAAUGUAUACGAAGACCAAAAUUUUAACAUAGGCAGUGAAAUCAGAAGCUACGACUGCUCCUCUGGUAACCUUCUUCUCAAGUACGUAAUGGAACAGGGGAAAAAGAAAAAAAACAAAAAUAAAACGGUACAGGAUGAUGGGUUCCCAAGUUCCUCAGAUCAUGUUUUACCACAGGAUUGUGAUAAUCACAAAGGAGAGAAUAACCUGCUCAGUAAGAGGUUGUCAAAAUCCUUCGCUAAGUAUACGCUAAUUGUAAAUGUACCGUCGAACACUACAAGGAAGGAUCUACUAGCCGUGUUUAGCAAGUUCGGGAAUGUUGACUUAACCAUGGUGGUUUGUGAUAAGAAAUCAAGACACCCUAACAAGGAAUGGACUGCAACAUCAGGAUACGCCUUUGUUCGAUUUUCAACAAACCUAGAAGCCCAGAGAACUUUGAAUACUGCAUGUGCAGGUGGAAUUCGCAUUAGAGGGAGUAGAGUUCGCGCAACGUGGGCAAAGAAGGAUUCCUACUCGAAGAAGGAAAAAGAAAUCACCUUUAAAAUCCCCUCAUCGAUACUUCUCAUAAACAUAGAAGAAUUCAUCUGCUCAAUAUGCAAAACAAAUUUAUCUUACGAACCCAUAUUAUUUCCAUGCUGCUACGCAUCUUCCUGUUCUGACUGCCUAAGGGGAUACCUUUCCGUCCACGCUGUUGGGGAAAACAUAGAAUGCCCUAACUGUUCUUUACACCUAUCAGAUGGACUAAUAAAAAUUGAUGAGCAUUCCAGUGGCGUUAUGGGCCUAUUGUACAAAAUUCAUUUGAACGUCAAAAUUAAGUGCCAAAAUGAGAAUUGUAAGUGGGUUGGCUCCCAGAACCAGUACGUUAACCAUUUCUUUUCUUGCAAGUUUGGUCUCUCCUAA
This is a messenger RNA of Plasmodium knowlesi strain H, 2859 nucleotides long. Its product is annotated as RNA-binding protein, putative. Gene Ontology annotation, molecular function: RNA binding. The record is from RefSeq and is a predicted model, not a curated record. The transcript has a single exon. Lineage: Eukaryota; Apicomplexa; Aconoidasida; Haemosporida; Plasmodiidae. The coding region runs from base 1 to 2859 and encodes 952 amino acids.